Messenger RNA from Drosophila yakuba, 2431 nucleotides. RefSeq names its product N-alpha-acetyltransferase 30A (gene Naa30A). The transcript has 2 exons. Gene Ontology annotation, cellular component: NatC complex. Lineage: Eukaryota; Metazoa; Arthropoda; Insecta; Diptera; Drosophilidae. Gene Ontology annotation, molecular function: protein-N-terminal amino-acid acetyltransferase activity. The record is from RefSeq and is a predicted model, not a curated record. Gene Ontology annotation, biological process: N-terminal peptidyl-methionine acetylation. Bases 383 to 1585 code for a protein of 400 amino acids.
AUCGAUUGCUGUGACAGCUGUUCGCGCAUAUGUGUGGGUACGGAUUUAUUCAUAGCAAGGAAAAUUGCAAGUUUCGGGGAUAUAGGAUUUUACAUAAGUUGGGCAUGCCCACGCAUUAGCGCCGCAGAUCGAGAUCGGAUUGAUCGGAACUCUGGAUAUCGGAAGCACAAUAAAGAGGACGACCGACUGCCCCGUGUGUAGCGUGCGUGUGCGUGUGUGUGUGUAUGUGCGUAUGCGUGUGAAUGAAAAACCAGCAACUGUGAAAAUAUAACCAAAAAUAAGUCCGAGGUACACGGCUGCAGGCGAGGAUUUCCAGUCCUCCCAGAUAAACCCAGGAGGAGCAGCGUGUUCCCCCUCAGACCCAACCCCGUCGCUUUUCAGAAUGGCGGAUGCCCAGGCAGCGGCGGCCGGAAAGAAGAAGUACAAGAACAAAAAGAACUCGGCGGAUAAGAACCCCAAUUCGAAUCCGAACUCGAAUCCGAAUUCCAGUGGCCAGGUGGAGGCGCAGACACCCAGCAAUGGACACGCUCAGCACCAGGAGGAGGACGCGACGGAAGACCAGCAGCCAGCACAGGAGCUCAGGGGCCUCCUUAAGAAGAUGCACCUUUGCAAUGGCCAUGGUCCCAAGGAGCAGGAUGCUCCGCCGAUUGUCGAGGUCCUCAACGGCCAUGCACAUGGGCACAGCAACAACAAUCACAUUCGCAGCACUAGCGGCAGCAGCAACAACAACAACAGCACCCACAACAACAACAGCGUGGACAGCAGCAACAACAACCGCAAGCAGCGAAGAGAAGGAGGAUCAGAUUCAAACGCCUCCAAUCCGGAGGAGAAGCCCAUAACAGCCACAAGCAACACCACUGCCAACACACACCCAACCACAACGACGGCCCCAAAAACAAAAGUUUCGGAGGAGGCGGCUGUGGAACAGGGAGGGCAAGUGGCGACGGGGAGUGGCUAUUGCCGGGAGCAGGAGGAGAAGCAGCUGCCCUCCGCCUCCGCAGAAGGGGCCACGCCCACCAUUACAACACAGCUCCAGCUGCCAGAACCUGCCAUUUCAGCCGACGAGAUCGUGUAUAAGGAAUACGAGGCUGAACACCAAAUGCAUGUGAGUACUAUCGCCGUACUAUCCGAACUAUGCGCAAUGCUAAUCCCCCACAUGUUGAACAACAUGCAGGACAUCAUGCGACUGAUCCAGGCGGAGCUGUCCGAGCCCUACUCGAUAUACACGUACCGCUACUUCAUCUACAAUUGGCCAAAACUCUGCUUCCUCGCCUCGCACGACAAUCAGUACGUGGGCGCUAUUGUGUGCAAGCUGGACAUGCACAUGAACGUGCGGCGCGGCUACAUCGCCAUGCUGGCCGUGCGCAAGGAGUAUCGCAAGCUCAAGAUCGGCACCACGCUGGUCACCAAGGCCAUAGAGGCAAUGCUGGCCGACAAUGCCGACGAGGUGGUGCUGGAGACGGAGAUGCGGAACCAGCCGGCUUUGCGGCUCUACGAGAACUUGGGCUUCGUGCGUGAUAAGCGGCUGUUCCGUUACUAUCUCAAUGGAGUGGACGCGCUGCGGUUGAAGCUCUGGUUUAGAUGAGUGGACCCGGCGGCUGCCGUUGAAAUUGUUGUCUAAGUAGCCGCCGAAGAUGUCGAGAUCUGCUCUGCGGAGGAGCAGGGCGCUCCGCUCGUCCUGGGUCCUGGCCAGCUGGCAGCUUGUUUCGGCGCCCUCUUUUUUGUACCUAUUCAACUAGGAAGCAUCGUAGCAUCAGUUUUUCUUCUCCCCACUUCCCACUCACCCCGUCCCUUGUCUCUCUUCAUUUGUAAAUUAUUUUAUUAUGUAACAGCAUCAGCAAGAGCAACAUCUGCAGAGGAUCAGAUCAGAUCAGUUAAGCAGGAGCAGCACGAGCAGCACACAACGGACCCGAAAUUUGAUUAAUUUUACAGAAGGCAAUUUUGUAUGCAAUACGUGAUUUACAUGCAUAAAAUUAAACAUUAAAGUCGUAAGCAAGCAAUUAGUUAUGUACAUUAAACAAUCUACAAAAAUCGAUCUAGAGAAUAGACAACAACAUGAAGCAGCAGCGCAGCACACGCUCAUCGACACCCAUUUACAAAGCUAUAAACAUAGAAUCAAAUUUUGUAAAAAGAUCGAUCAAAGGCGAUGAUCACGUACAGUCGAACGAAACACACGAGAAAUGUAUAUCAAAAUAAACGCAAUUGGAACGCAGAGCGGAGGACAGACACAAAAUGCAGCGUUAUAUGCAUCUGAAAACUUUCAUUGGGCAGAUGGGCCUUCAUGGUCCUCGCCAUCUGGUCUUCUGUCACUUCUCUGUGCUCUCCAGUGUUGUUUCGCCCGAGAUCAGAACACGUAGCGAUAAGGAUGCGGAUGUGGUGAAUCCCGAGUAACAUUGAAAGAACGCAAUAAAAUCUUCAACAAAUACGAAAA